CUAUCAGAUCUCGCCGACUUAGAAUGGCAUACCAUCACGACCGACGAGCUCCUCCAACGUAUGAACUUAUCCCUCAAAGACGGCCUCUCCGAAGAACAAGUAAGAAUCCGCCAGCACCGCUAUGGAAAAAACGCACCCUCGCCACCACCGACCCAUCAUUUCAAGACCAUCGCGGGAUAUUUCUUCAAGGGAUUCGGAUCCAUCCUCCUCAUCGCGGCUAUCCUUGUCUUCAUCGCCUGGCGACCCCUAGGCGACCCUCCUGCGCAGGCGAAUCUUGCCCUUGCCAUCGUCCUGGUUGCCGUGUUCCUCAUCCAGGCUGGGUUUAACAUGUGGCAAGACUGGUCUUCGGGCCGCGUCAUGGCCAGUAUCAAGAACAUGCUGCCUGACGAGUGCCACGUCGUUCGGGACGGCACGCAGAGGACACUGUUUGCAAAUGAUUUAGUUCCUGGUGAUGUCCUGCUGGUCAAGGCUGGGAACAAAUUACCGGCAGACGUGAGGUUUACACAGGUCUCGUCGGAUGCGAAAUUUGAUCGGUCUAUUCUUACUGGAGAAUCGGUGCCCCUCUCAGCCGCAGUCGAUUCGACAGACAAGAACUACCUGGAGACGAAGAACAUUGGUCUCCAAGGAACACACUGUGUCUCGGGAACAUGCACUGGCGUCGUUGUUGCCACAGGGAACCGCACCGUGUUUGGCAGAAUUGCCAAAUUGACAAGUGAACCUAAGACUGGCAUGACUACGCUUGAGCGUGAGGUGCUGAACUUUGUCUUGAUCAUAUGCUCGAUCAUGGCCAUUAUGAUCAUCAUCGUCUUGAUACUUUGGGCCGCGUGGCUGAGAAAAGAGCAUCCAGACUGGAUCAAUGUCCCCACGCUCAUCGUCGACUGCGUCUCCGUGGCUGUGGCUUUCAUCCCCGAGGGCCUCCCGGUAGCCUUAACGGCGAGUCUGACAAUCAGUGCCAAUAUGAUGCGCAAGAACAAGAUCCUGUGCAAGUCCUUGAAGACUGUCGAAACUCUGGGAUCAGUAUCCGUGAUUUGCUCAGACAAGACCGGAACUCUGACUGCGAACAAGAUGCAGGUCAAGGAAUGCUGUCUGGGCCUCGAGAAGAUGACAGCAGACGCAGCACGAGACAUGCUCGUCGCAGAGCGCAACACGGCUGGCAGGUUCGCUGGCAACGCCAUCGACCAGCUGCGCACCAUAGCAGGGCUCUGCAACUCGGCCGAGUUUGAUUCUCAGACUCGAAGACUGCCCUUGGCCGAGCGCAGGAUCCACGGGGAUGCGACUGACUCUGCCAUUCUCCGCUUUGCCGAGUCUCUUGGCCCCGUCUCGGAGCUGAAGAGGUGCUGGCAGACAAAGUUUGAGCUUGCCUUUAACAGCAAGAACAAGUUUAUGAUCAGGGUGCUGGGGUUGACGCAUCCUGAUGGCCUUGAGGAUGCAGUUCCUAUGGAUACAGCCUCCAUGUUUGAGCCUGGCGAUAUGCUUCUUACUAUCAAGGGCGCCCCUGAUAGGCUUCUCGACCGUUGUAGUCGCUACAUUGGCAGGACUGGAGCAUCGCACAUCCUCAGCGACACGACAAGAGAGCAAAUCGAGGCCAUACAGCAAGAGUACUCUGCCCAGGGCCGCCGUGUGCUUCUCCUCGCCCACAAGGCCCUCUCACGCAGCUGCAUCCGGUCUACAUCGCCCUUGUCCUCCGCAUUCGAGGGCGAAGUGACCCAGCAGGCAAAGUCCGGCCUCACGCUGGUCGGGCUUGUGGCCAUAGCAGACCCGCCGCGCCCUGAGAUCCCACAGGUCGUCAAGACUUUAAGAGGUGCUGGCAUUCGAAUCUUCAUGGUCACAGGCGACUUUGCGCUGACGGCGCAGGCCAUCGCGGCGGAGUGUGGGAUUAUUACUGGUCCUGCUGCGUCAGUCAGGGAUGCCUCUGCCCUCACAGCAGAAGCAAGAACCACCACCAACUCUGCCCUCCACCGCCGGAACCAGGAUAAAAACAACAAUGCGUCCUCGCCAACCUCGAUCGUCCUCACAGGUUCUGACCUCAUGGCCAUGAACGAGUCGCAGUGGGACCAGCUGGCCUACUCAUACACAGAAGUCGUCUUUGCCCGGACCACACCAGAGCAGAAACUGCGCAUCGUCCGCGAGCUGCAAGUUCGGGGUCUGGUCGUCGGCAUGACAGGCGAUGGCGUCAAUGAUGCGCCCGCGCUCCGGGCUGCGGACGUGGGCAUCGCUGUGGGGUCGGGCAGUGACAUCGCGGUCGAGGCUGCGGAUAUGGUCCUCCUCGAGAACUUUGGGAGUGUCGUCGAGGCUGUCAGGUUUGGGCGCAUGAUGUUUGAUAAUCUCAAGAAGACGAUUGCGUAUUUGCUGCCUGCUGGGAGUUUCUCCGAGUUCUGGCCCGUCUUUACCAAUGUGGCGUUUGGUCUGCCGCAGGUCUUGAGCAGUUUCUUGAUGAUUGUGAUCUGCUGCUUCACAGACUGCCUGGCCGCCACAGCCCUGGCCUACGAGAAACCCGAGGCGGACGUGCUCCUGCGCCCACCACGCGUCAUCGGUGUCGACAGGCUGGUCGACUGGAAGCUCAUCGUUCAUUCGUACGGCUUCAUCGGCUUCAUGGAGACGCUCGCCUCCUUCGCCAUGUCGUACUGGUAUCUCCAGCGCAGCGGAAUCCCCUUUAGUGCACUGUGGUUCGGGUUCGGAAACCUGCCCGCUGAUAUCGACGACGCGUACUACACGGACAAGCUCAACGUGGCCAGCUCUAUCUACUUUGUCAACCUGGUCGUCAUGCAGUGGUUCAACCUGCUGUCGGUACGAACAAGACGGCUGUCUUUGUUUCAGCACCCGCCGCUGUGCAACAGGGCCACGCAGAACCUGUGGCUGUUCCCUGCGGUCCUGUUCGCUCUGGUCAUGGUCUUUUUCUGGUGUUAUAUUCCUAAGCUGCAGCAGGUCCUGGGCACGGCGGCGGUGCCAGUAGAGUAUUGGUUCUUGCCGAUGGCGUAUGGACUGGGGAUCUUGUUGUUGGACGAGGGGCGUAAAUUCUGGGUGAGGAGGUGGCCUCGUGGUGUGAUAGCUCAGUGGGCGUGGUAG
Molecule: messenger RNA, 3066 nt
Organism: Cryphonectria parasitica EP155
Lineage: Eukaryota; Fungi; Ascomycota; Sordariomycetes; Diaporthales; Cryphonectriaceae
Product: calcium ATPase
Exons: 7
Coding region: 61-3066 (1001 amino acids)
Biological process (GO): intracellular potassium ion homeostasis; sodium ion export across plasma membrane; proton transmembrane transport
Cellular component (GO): membrane
Molecular function (GO): ATP hydrolysis activity; ATP binding; P-type sodium:potassium-exchanging transporter activity
Source: RefSeq, a predicted model, not a curated record